Sphenostylis stenocarpa is the source of this 306-nucleotide messenger RNA. The record is from the annotation of a GenBank genome assembly. NCBI's taxonomy places the organism in Eukaryota, Viridiplantae, Streptophyta, Magnoliopsida, Fabales, Fabaceae.
AUGUUCUCUAUCGUGUCCUCUACCUUACUCUUUACUCACGUGUCUCCUUCCUCCUGUGGUUCACGUUCCACCACACAGUCCCUAACCCUCUUCCUUGUGCUCCAUCCACCGAUUCCCUAUCUUGUUGUGGGUUUUGCUUACGUUGUCCUUGACUCCACCAUCUACGUCUUUAGUGGUCCAAUCAACGACGUCCCCUCUUCAAUGUCUAACUUGUUGACUGUUUCUUCCACCGCAUAUGCAUCACCUGCGAGUUCGCUACUACCGGAAUCCUCGACUAUGUCGUCGACACGGAGGCACGCUCAAUGA